AUGGGUGGCGCUGGUGGUCCUGGUGGAACAGGGACUGGUGGCCCAGGUGGCUGGGGCUUGGGAUUGAAGGGUUUUGGGUGGCCCGGAAUGCCCGGAAUGCCAGGAAUGCCUGGCAUGCCUGGGAUGCCAGGGAUGGAUCUGAACCUGCCGGGGAUGCCAGGGAUGCCAGGGAUGCCGGGAAUGCCUGGCAUGCCAGGAAUGCCAGGAAUGCCGCCAGGAGGUCCGGAAAUGUCCGGGCGCUAUGGGAUGGAUCUACAUAUGCCAGGAAUGCCAGGGUUGCCAGGGAUGCCCGGCAUGCCCGGCAUGCCAGGGUUUGGCUUGGAUGUGGGCUUGCCUGGGAUGCGUGGCUUUGGGAUCAGUGGUAUGGGUAUGGGUGGCUUUGAUGGCAUGGGCUUUGGCCUCUAUGGCAAUGGUGUGAGCGGUAUUGGCCCCGGUGGCUUGGCCAUGGAUCUCGGUGGCUAUGGCGGUGGUGGCAUCCAGGACAUCUUGGGCGAAGGCGGCAUGGAGUUGGUGAAUGGCGGAGACUUAGAUGCUGCCCUGGGGCUUCUGAAUGGCCCUGGUGUGGAUGCCAAUGGUGAGAUUCAGCUGCCACCAGGGGUGGAGCCUGGCACCAAGGAGUACAACGAUUUCCUUCAACAGCUGGAAGCCCAGGGGCUGAUUGAGAUUCGAGAGGAGAUUGUUGAAGUUCCACAGGUUGUAGUGGAGGAACGCGUUGUUCACGUUCCAGGAAAGAAGCAAAUUCAGGAGAGGCUCAUCGAAGUCCCCAAAGUUGACUGGGUGGAGAGGGUGGAGUACGAGGACUACGUGGAGUACCGGGAGGUGCCUGUGGACAAGAUCAUUGAGGUUCCAGAGAUUGAGUACAAGAUCAAACAGGUCGACCAGACCGUGCCACAGACCUACAUCCAGGAACACUUUGUGGACAAGUUCAGGGAGGUACCAGUGACACAAGUGCAAGAGACCGAGAGGGUGGAGCACGUGCCAGUGAUGGUGCCCAAAGAUUGGCAACCACCAAACUAUGAGGCCCUAGGAAUGAAGUCUUCUCCGGCGAACGCCCCAGCCCAAAUCACAGUGACUUGA
Molecule: messenger RNA, 1077 nt
Organism: Cladocopium goreaui
Lineage: Eukaryota; Dinophyceae; Suessiales; Symbiodiniaceae
Source: the annotation of a GenBank genome assembly